GAAGUUCGGAAAGAACAUUGCGAACGUGCGGCGAUCGCGCAGCACGAGCGCUCCGCUAAACAAGCUUCGUCCGGACUAGUUUCAGCGUAGCCGCGUCUCCCCUUGGCAUUUUCGGUUGCGGAGCGAGUUGACCAGCGACUAGAAGGCAUUUUGAACGCUGUGAAGAAUGAUGUCGUGUCAUCCCUCUCUUCACAAUGCUCGACGCAAACUCAACAGCCUUUGGUCAGAAGUUCCUAGCCGAAGCCAGCCGACAGGCUUGCUCUACUGCGUCUCGGCCAUUUCAGUGCGAAUCAGCUCGAACGAGUCGGCCUUCCUCUCUGCAUUGCUUCCUAAGAAUCCGACAACAGCAUGCAAUUCCACCAUGCACGAAGGAACUUGUAGCGGCCAUCACGCACCCGCAGGUGUCACACGCUCUGCACAAUACAAGCCAUGCGCCGGCGAGUGGUUGCCGAUAUGAAGUUCCGCCAAGAAAAUUGCCGCCUGGCACGACUCGCUCUCAUGUCACGGUGCAAACUACGUCCUGUGCUAAGACCGAAUCCAACUGCGCAUCACAAAACGGAGGUGAACCACCCGAACUGGAACUGCCGCAGCAGGAUGACGAUAACGACACAAGUUCGGAGAAUUGGUCGAGUGACGAGGAUGAGCCAGCUUUGAUAGCGAGGACGAUGCCAUUUAUGCUCUCGUGAGAGUGGCAUCGCAUCCGCUAGAUUCAGCCUACGAAGCGAAGAUGGCAUUUCGCGAUGCUCAAUAUUAUACUGCGCUGUCAUCAGAGGAUGAAAGUACGCCAAAACGCGAGGGGAACGAGAUGGCAACAGCAUGUAUUGUGGAAAUUGUGAAUCUUGAAGAUCGAGUGAAGCAUCGGCGUUUGAAAAUUCUG
Molecule: messenger RNA, 877 nt
Organism: Neohortaea acidophila
Lineage: Eukaryota; Fungi; Ascomycota; Dothideomycetes; Mycosphaerellales; Teratosphaeriaceae
Exons: 2
Coding region: 195-686 (163 amino acids)
Source: RefSeq, a predicted model, not a curated record